Bombyx mori (domestic silkworm) is the source of this 528-nucleotide messenger RNA. RefSeq names its product general odorant-binding protein 72. Gene Ontology annotation, cellular component: extracellular region. Gene Ontology annotation, biological process: olfactory behavior; sensory perception of smell. Lineage: Eukaryota; Metazoa; Arthropoda; Insecta; Lepidoptera; Bombycidae. The transcript is spliced from 5 exons. Gene Ontology annotation, molecular function: dibutyl phthalate binding; odorant binding. Bases 96 to 464 code for a protein of 122 amino acids. The record is from RefSeq and is a predicted model, not a curated record.
GACACAUUAUGUUAAACAGACAAUUUAUCUGUCAAAAGAAUCUACAUAAUUAAUCCAGAGUAACACAAGAAAGAGGUGGUUCCAUCAUAAUAUAAAUGAUGACAAGACAGCAAUUGAAAAAUUCAGGGAAAAUUAUGAAGAAAACUUGCAUGCCCAAAAAUGACGUAACCGAAGAGGAAAUCGGACAAAUCGAACAAGGAAAGUUUCUAGAGCAACGUAACGUGAUGUGCUACAUCGCAUGCAUUUACACAGUUACUCAAGUUGUGAAAAACAAUAAAUUGAGCUAUGACGCUGUUAUAAAACAAGUAGACGUGAUGUUCCCGGCAGAGAUGAGACCCGCUGUCAAAGCUGCUGCUGAAAACUGCAAAGAUAUUUCAAAAACGUUCAAGGACAUUUGCGAAGCCUCAUACUGGACUGCUAAAUGUAUGUAUGAUUUCGAUCCAAAAAACUUCGUGUUUCCAUGAAUCAUACUUGUUUUAAUUAGUUGUGUAAUCGGUGUGUGAAAUAUAACAUGUUCAUGAAUUGUAA